Molecule: messenger RNA, 7494 nt
Organism: Callorhinchus milii (elephant shark)
Lineage: Eukaryota; Metazoa; Chordata; Chondrichthyes; Chimaeriformes; Callorhinchidae
Product: argonaute RISC catalytic component 3
Exons: 20
Coding region: 55-2688 (877 amino acids)
Molecular function (GO): RNA binding; protein binding
Source: RefSeq, a predicted model, not a curated record
CAGAGGCUGCUGAGAAACCCAGGCCGAGAAGCGAGCGUGGAAGGGGCUCCAUGAAUGGAAAUCGGAACCCCAGGAGCUGUUGGGGCUCAGCCCCUCUUCACAGUGCCCAGGCGUCCAGGAUGUGGCACUAUGGGCAAAACGAUUAAAUUGCUGGCCAACUGCUUCCAAGUAGAUAUCCCAAAGAUUGACGUCUACCUCUAUGAGGUAGAUAUUAAACCAGAUAAAUGUCCUCGCAGGGUAAACAGGGAAGUGGUGGACUCUAUGGUUCAGCAUUUCAAAGUUCAAAUAUUUGGAGAACGAAGGCCCGUCUACGAUGGAAAAAGAAGCCUCUACACUGCAGAUCCCAUUCCUGUUAGCACCACUGGGGUGGAUUUGGAGGUCACGUUACCGGGAGAGGGGAAAGACCGAAUUUUCAGGGUUUCCAUAAAGUUUGUGUCGAGAGUGAGCUGGCACUUGCUGCACGAGGUGCUAACGGGCCGCAGUAUGCCAGAGCUGCUCCCAGGGCUGGACCUGGACAAGCCACUCAGCACUAACCCUGUACAUGCUGUCGAUGUUGUCCUCCGACACCUCCCCUCCAUGAAGUACACCCCUGUUGGCCGCUCUUUCUUCUCCGCCCCUGAAGGGUAUGAUCACCCAUUGGGAGGAGGCAGGGAGGUCUGGUUUGGGUUCCAUCAGUCUGUCAGACCUGCCAUGUGGAAGAUGAUGCUGAACAUUGACGUCUCCGCCACUGCUUUCUACAAAGCACAGCCUGUGAUUCAGUUCAUGUGUGAGGUUCUGGACAUUCAUAAUAUCGAUGAACAGCCACGACCUUUGACUGAUUCCCACAGAGUCAAAUUCACCAAAGAGAUAAAAGACAAACUCCUGACAGGACUGAAGGUGGAAGUGACUCACUGUGGCCCUAUGAGGAGGAAGUACCGCGUCUGUAAUGUAACCAGACGAGCAGCGAGCCACCAGACGUUCCCCCUCCAGCUGGAAAGCGGUCAGACUGUCGAGUGCACAGUCGCUCAAUAUUUCAAACAGAAAUACAACCUUCAGCUCAAGUACCCACACCUGCCCUGUCUCCAGGUGGGACAGGAACAGAAGCACACUUACCUGCCCCUUGAGGUGUGUAACAUCGUAGCUGGGCAGCGCUGCAUUAAGAAACUAACUGACAAUCAAACAUCAACAAUGAUCAAAGCAACAGCAAGAUCAGCACCUGACCGACAGGAGGAGAUCAGUAAGCUGGUUAAAAGCGCAAACUAUGAUGCUGACCCUUUCGUCCAGGAGUUUCAGUUCAAAGUGCGAGAUGAGAUGGCUCACGUAACGGGGCGAGUGCUCCCAGCUCCCAUGCUGCAGUACGGAGGGAGGGUGGAACCAAGUCAUUUCAGAUUACAAACUAAUCGGACGGUGGCUACACCAAGUCACGGUGUUUGGGACAUGCGAGGGAAGCAGUUCCACACUGGAGUUGAAAUCAAAAUGUGGGCAAUAGCGUGUUUUGCAGCACAGAGGCAAUGUAGAGAAGAAGUACUUAAGAGUUUCACAGACCAGCUUCGGAAGAUCUCCAAAGACGCCGGGAUGCCAAUCCAGGGUCAGCCGUGUUUCUGUAAAUAUGCCCAGGGAGCGGACAGCGUGGAGCCCAUGUUCAGACACCUGAAGAACACCUACUCGGGGCUUCAGCUCGUCAUAGUCAUCCUGCCUGGGAAAACACCCGUCUAUGCUGAGGUGAAGCGUGUGGGCGACACUCUCCUGGGGAUGGCCACACAGUGUGUUCAGGUGAAGAACGUUGUUAAAACCUCUCCGCAGACAUUGUCAAACCUCUGUCUCAAGAUCAACGUGAAACUGGGUGGAAUUAACAACAUUCUGGUACCUCAUCAACGGCCGUCUGUGUUCCAGCAGCCUGUGAUCUUCCUAGGGGCAGAUGUCACCCACCCCCCAGCCGGGGAUGGCAAGAAACCUUCCAUCGCUGCAGUUGUAGGCAGUAUGGAUGCCCACCCCAGUCGUUACUGUGCCACCGUGCGUGUACAGAGGCCCCGACAGGAAAUCAUUCAGGACUUGGCUUCCAUGGUUCGAGAGCUUCUCAUCCAGUUUUACAAAUCCACUCGCUUUAAACCCACACGGAUUAUCUUUUACCGAGAUGGUGUCUCUGAGGGGCAGUUUCGUCAGGUGUUGUAUUGUGAGCUGUUGGCAAUCCGGGAGGCCUGCAUCAGCCUGGAGAAGGACUACCAGCCUGGCAUCACAUACAUUGUAGUCCAGAAACGUCACCACACACGACUGUUUUGUGCUGAUAAGAAUGAAAGGGUUGGAAGAAGUGGGAAUAUCCCAGCUGGAACCACUGUAGACACAGAUAUCACCCACCCAUAUGAGUUUGAUUUUUACCUCUGCAGCCACGCAGGGAUACAGGGUACAAGUCGCCCCUCACACUAUCAUGUCUUGUGGGAUGACAACUGCUUCUCUGCAGAUGAACUUCAGCUCCUAACCUAUCAGCUAUGUCACACGUACGUGCGCUGCACACGCUCUGUCUCCAUCCCAGCGCCGGCCUAUUACGCACAUCUGGUGGCAUUUAGAGCAAGAUACCAUCUGGUGGACAAAGAACAUGACAGCGCUGAAGGAAGCCACGUUUCCGGGCAGAGCAAUGGCCGUGACCCUCAGGCUCUGGCCAAGGCCGUGCAGAUCCACCAGGACACCUUACGCACAAUGUACUUCGCUUGAGGUUGGGAAUAUUCUCUCCAGAAGGAACCGAAGAUCACAGCCUGCAUUUCCAGUGGGGUCAGUUUAUGGGCAACAUCUCCAGCCAUACUGUAACUUUCACUGUGCGGAGAUAAGUUUCAUACACUGACUGAAAGGGAUUGUUUACCUACGAAGAUCAUAGCACUAUUAUGCAAUAUGAAACCAGCCAACUGCUCUGUGUGGUGUACAUGUGUGCGCUCUGUCAGACAUCAUGCCUGUGUUUUUUUUUCUUUUGCCUGUGUUUUUUUUCAAUGUAGUUUCCUUUUGCCUUUACCUCAGUGUUUGGCAGCACAGAACGCAUCUUUAUUGAGCAAAAACGAAAACACAGUACAGAAAAAGAAAAGUUAUGUAAAAACCUUCAGUCACAAAUAUUUUCCAAUGAGCUCAAUAAAGAGAUCCAGCCAUUCGCACAGAGCCCCCCAAUUGGUUGGGGAUUAAGAGGUAGUUGAAAACAUUAGAGUUCUCACAUCUGUUUAAUGAGGUCCAGAAAAAUCUCAUCUCCACUGUCACUGUUUAGGUUUAAGUUGUCAAGUCUACCGAGCGUUGAGCAUAAAACUUAUUGCUAACGUUCCAUGGAGAGCAGUGGAGUUUUGUCUUGGAACAUAACACUGGGACUUGGAUAAAUCUAAACAGUGAGAGGGAGAGGGAUUUUUCAAAUAUUCCCAACGAGUUCAGGGGCUCUGUUUAAUGUAGAAACAUUGCUGUUUUUUUUUAAUCGUUGUUUACUUGCUUGCUCUCGACUAAAUGUUACCUUUUUGGUUUUUUUUAGCUAUCCUUAUAUUUAUUAGAGAAAAAAAUGCUUAUAAUUUAAUAAUAAGAAAUACAAUUAAAAAUAUAGUGGCAGCAGCAAUUGUAUUUAGUUCUGGAAUGUAACCAUGUUGUAUACUGACAGAACAUUGCUACCAUUAGUGCAAUAAGCGGUUGGUAACAAAGCCCGUGUCCCUUCGCUGUAAACCAGAGCAGCAAAUGUACCACUAUAAUCGUGGGCGAGUGGGAUACAUCCGCACUUCAGAACCUUAUCAGUUUUAAUUAAGAGAAACAAAAGUUGAAUGCAAAAAAAAAAGUAGGACUGGGAUGUUUUAAAACUUGCUUUUAUUUAACUUACAGAUUAAUAAUCACUGAAAUGUGAAUUUUUUCAGAUACUUCUGUUUUAUUUCAGUCAUUCCAUUUUGAGGUCGUAUACCGUUUUUUUUAUCUGGAGAGUUUUUUUUCAUACACAGCUUUGAUUUGUUUCCAUUGAUAUAAAUCUCAUGACGUUGUUUGCACUUUGUAAAACCUCAUGAACUGCAUAUUUUAUCAUAUAACGGUUGUCAUUGCACUGGCUCAAAACCACAAUUUACAAAAUGCUGCAGCAUUCUUGACAAGAUGGGCAUUGCCUGUGUCCCAGCCCUACGCAAUGGCCUCUCCUCUACACGAAAAGUAUGUUCUUUUUACAAAAUAAAGAAUAACUAGAAUUUUAUGGAAACGACUGCAGGAUUCUCCUCCCCUUCUGCAAAAAAAAUAUUAAGUCGCUGUAGGAUUCGUUUGUGAGGACAGGCAAACUGACAUUUUUUUUAAUGGGAGUUUUGUUCACGGCAACAUUUUGUUUUUGCUCAAGAUGUGUGAAGUGAAGCAAAAUUCAGACUUUUUUUAAAAAAAAAACUUCAUGCCGUUUAAAUUCAAAAGAUGCUCUAUGCUUGAAAGGGAGCCUAGUGGUUUUCAGAUACUGUUGUUUUUAUUUCAGUCAUUCCGUUAGGGAUAGAAAUAGGAAUAAGCCCAGAAAUGAAAACUUAAUAAACUCAGAUGUUAUUAUUUUAGCCGAUCUGAUAGUAGACCAUCAGAUCAGAUUAAUUUAAAAUAAAACAUUCCAAGACCUUUUUAAAUUUGGGAACUUUGGAUACCUUAAAUAUAUUGUGGUCAGUAUUACUAGGUUUGCACCAUAUGGAGAGACUACAUUGUACAAAACAUUGUGUACAUUCCAUAAUGAGGGAGCUAUAAAUUAAUUCUAUGCUGCUUCUGCUAGAUUUGUGAAGGGCAGUUUUUUCGAAAAACAGCUUGCAAUAAUCAUAGUGCCUAUUUUUCUAGACAUUUGUUUGCACUCCUAGUUUUGGAUUGAGUACAUUGGUAAGGAAACUACCCAACUAUAUAGUUGAAUCAAACUUAAUAGUCCUCCGUUAUUAUUGGCAUGUGGUAAUGAUGAAACGCACUCCUUUGGGGACUAAACCUGGCUUAUUUUUUUUUUNAAAGAGCCGAGACACUAUCGCGUUCCAUGUGAGCUUUGACCCAGCAGAUACCUGCUGGAUUGCUGCCUGUGGUAAAUCAGAGAUCCUUUUGCAAUUAAAAUCUUAACGCAUGAAUAAAAUCAGCGGAGCAGUUAUUUUUAAAACCUAAUAAGUUUAAUUUACAUUGACACAGCUUGCCAUCUUGUGGAGUUGUGAUGUUUUUUUCAAAUCUAACCUAAUACUAUCAGGGUUGAAAUAUUUUCUUCAAAUCCAAAAGUAAUGUUCCUUACCUUGUCAGGUUAACCAAUGACCCUUCUCCCACCUUUAAAUAAAAACUUUUGUUCUCUUUCCUUUCACUGCCAAGCUGCCAUGUACAGUCUGGCAUGUGGGCACAUCCAAUUCCUCGCUUGACCUGUCGAUGGUCGUGCUUCUGAGGCAUUUCACUCACUCCUUCCCCAAAAUGCUCUACACGGGUGUAAGACUUUACACCCGGUUCCUCCCUAGCCAUCCCAAUUCCAAAUGAAGGAACAUCAGGCAAGACUAAGAUCUGAACUUCAAUAGUUUUCACAUCAAGCUCCAGUUCUCUAGUUAUCAAGGUUAAAUUUUAACCUCAUUUAUAUUGAAUUGAAAGAUUUCCAGACUAAUUUACUAAUUGGGUUAUGUGGAUGGUGCACCUCAGUUUAGUGACAGACCCACUCCAGUUGAUGGCUACGCUUUACUUCUGAUGCCUGUGCAGGGGAGCAGUUGUUAUACUCUGCUCGUUGGGUUAGUAAUGGGAUCAUUUGAACUAAAGAAGUGAAAGUUAUAUAGUGGCUUUCAUUGAUGACCAAUGAACAGUCUUUGAAGUCUUUGAUUUCAUCAAUUUAAGAGUGGCAAAGUUUUUUUUUCCCAUUCACUUUUCAAAAAUAUUGCUUUUAUAAAAUUUUAGGCUAACUUCGGUUUGUGAGGACAAUGUCAUGUCCUUGUUCCCCCACAGUCACCAAGUUCUCCACUCUGGAGCGUAGGUGAAGUAUGCUUUUAUCAUGUCCUCAUAACUCGCCUUAUAGCUACCAAUAUCGGAUAUCAUGUGGAGUCGCCCGUUUAACACUGAGCUACUCUUACCCAAGUCAGCAAUUAGCCUCCUUUAGACUAGGGAGAAGAUUCCCCAGUCUGGUUUCUCACCUGUGGAAACAAUACAUGUGAGAACUGGUUCUGGGUUGGCUGUGAUGCCUGGUGACACUAGCUUACGUGAAGAAUUACUUCUUGAGCAUGAUACCAGGUGCCUUCUACCCGGUGCGAUCAUACCCGCAGCAAGAGUUAAAGCCUUAGGAAGGGAGGGCAACAAAUUGCAAAGAAUCAACACUGAGCUUAGCUACCUGUACUGUUUUUUUUUUUGGUGGGGGUUUGGAGCGAAAUUCUGCAGUCACUCCACACCAAGAUUUUUAUACCACACUUGGUGCCUGGCAGAGUUCCAUUUAUUUUCUAUUCGAUAGUCUGAUUUAAUUGAGCCAAUAUCAAGUCUACAUCACAAUUGAAGUCACCACUGUUUACUUUUAGAUAAUUGUAAAAUAAUGAAAAGAUGUAAUGCUGCUCUUUACAACCUUACGGCCUGAUAGCGUUGACUAGAAUGCUUCCCAUGUACCUACCACCGCAUGUUUAUCAAUCUAACAGGCGUUUUCAGUAAGUGAUCUGUAAACCAGGUUUCCUGCGAGGAAGGGGGCGAGUGUCUCUGUACCAUACCCAUUGGCUUAGUUUGUGAAUGGCUGUGUAAAGUGACGACUAAUGCGUUUGCAAACAAACGUGGUUAUGUACCAGCGUUGGGAGGGCAGUGAGACCGAUAGCUGCUAUUUGUUAAUCAGUGUCAGACAAUAACUGCACUAGGAAUCGGAGAAUUGCUCACGGUUCCUACUUAAAAGAGUGAAAGGGAAGAGGCGUAGUGAUUGACCAGUUACAAAAUACCUAGCUCUCCCACCAGCACACUGAUUUGUGGUUCAUUGUGCUGAUCGAUUGGGUAGUUUGCGUCUGGGAGAUUCAGCAGAAUAAAGAAAAGAAUUGGUACACUUGACAAGUUUCUCUGUAUCGAUGCCACAACUGUGAUUCAGGUAUAAGUUUCAGACAAUUGCCAGUUCACAUUGUACCUAAUUGGGGAAGAGGGGGGGAUUGCUGUAACACCUGCUGUCUGGAUUACUGGGAUAAGUAUACAAUACGACUAGAUGCAAUACCUAUACCAGUACAUCAGUUAUAAAUCCUGACACUAAGGUGCGGAAUGCCUAUGUUAUUACAGUAAUAAUGGGUGUCGUGAGAGAGUGCAGGCUUGGUAUUUUUACUGGUUGAUCACUAUACGGUAAGGUAUGGUUUCAGCGUUUGUACUGAUCCAUUUUGAUUCGAAAGACAGUCCUUAGAAAGUGCCUUUAAAGAAGCUGGUGCUGUAGAAUUUUUUUUCAUUUAUUAUGUGGCUGAAACAGUUUUAUAUAAUGCCAAGAAUAUGACAGUAUCCUGUAGCUGAUGUAUUUAACGGCAGUUUCUUCUGAGUCAGGACCAAGAUGGGGGAGUUUAAUAUAUUAAAAAAAAAGAAGCUUUGGAGAAACACUCACAAUACACAACCCAA